Molecule: messenger RNA, 486 nt
Organism: Anthostomella pinea
Lineage: Eukaryota; Fungi; Ascomycota; Sordariomycetes; Xylariales; Xylariaceae
Source: the annotation of a GenBank genome assembly
AUGGCCCACCCCGACGGACGACGAUUGAACUGUCCGCAGCUUCACAUUCGACUCGGAUGGCAAAUCAUUGAACGCGGUCCUGAUCAUGCACGGCACGGGAGGUCCAGCGACAACUUCCUCGAUGACAACUUCGCCGCCCAGGUCUUCAACCCGGGCCAGCUCAUGGAUGCCACGAGGUAUUUUAUCGUCAUGAGGGACGGCAUCGGCCAUGGCGAGUCCAGGAAGCCGAGCAGCGGUCUCCGAACCAAGUUCCCACGCUCCCGCUAUAGCGACAUGGUCCGCGCAGCUCACCGCCUGCUGACCGAUCACCUGGGCGUCAACCACCUGCGGUUGGUGAUGGGAACCUCGAUGGGCAGGAUGCACACCUGGCUCUGGGGAGAGAGGUACCCGUGUUUCAUGGACGCGCCCAUGCCUCUUGCGUCGCAGCCGGUACAGAUCUCGUGUCGCAAUAGGAUGUGGCGUAAGAUGAUCAUGGACCCUAUCUGA